This is a messenger RNA of Sapajus apella (tufted capuchin), 390 nucleotides long. RefSeq lists its product as uncharacterized. NCBI's taxonomy places the organism in Eukaryota, Metazoa, Chordata, Mammalia, Primates, Cebidae. The transcript has 2 exons. Bases 31 to 282 code for a protein of 83 amino acids. The record is from RefSeq and is a predicted model, not a curated record.
CCCGGGUCAGUUCCCGGGACUUACCUGGUCAUGUUGGCUCCGGGCAGCCGCCGCCACCGCCUCCCGCGCCGCCACCAGCACUUUCCUCCAGCGCCUUCGCGCCCCGCCACGGCCGCGCAGCCAGCGCCGCCGCCUCCGGGCGGCCAAUUUAAUCCCGCGGAGCAGCGGCCGCCGCCGCGGAAGCCCCCCUGGUCGCCGCCGCCGCCCAGCCCUCGUGCGGCCAGCCCAGUCCAGAGCGAGGAAGUGGAAGAGAGUCAGCGAGGGAAGACUGUGAGAUCCUGAGGCAUUGCAGACCCUAGGUUCCUGAGUCACUUCAUGGAACAAAGCACCUGGCUAAUUGCACUGAACUAUAACACAGGUAAUAAAGAAAGGUUUGUCUUAAUCCAGUGA